AUGACCAUCGGCAAAAUUCUUCUCGAAUUUCAAAAAGGGGGAGACGUGAGCAAAAAGCAGGCGGCUGCAGCUGCGGUGGCUGCCUCAGACCGUCACAAGUUGAAUGAUUUCUUGGAUAUCCUCACAUCGCCAGAGUGCCAUGAUCAACAUCUGACGCUGGCCAUGGUAGCCCGUUCAUGGCUCCUUUUCCAAGCAGUAUUGCGCAAGUUAUCAGACAAAAUACAGGAUCAACUAAAGAAACAGCGACGAGGCCCUCAUCUGUAUUUCGAUAGGGGCCUUCUCAUCAACUAUUCUCUUAUGGCUGGCUACCACGCCAUGAUCUCAUUUGAAGACACAUAUCUCGUCGAUGUUGACCUCUACGAUCCUUCACCAUUCGCAGACAUUGACUCAGCUACCAGCAAUAUCCGCGCAAAUGCCGCGAUCCUCCAUCAUUACUGCAAAUACGUCGUGAACUUUGCUCGACUGCACCACAGAGCCACAAAAUGGGUGAGACAAGCGCGUCAAAUCAUCGCAGACCGUCAAACCGAAUCUGAAGCAACGGAGGACGAGCUUAAGGAGGCUCUAGCCAGCUAUGGUUUGCUGAAAUCUGGAAAGGAGGUUGUCGAAAGCUCUGGUAGAGUGAUCGACGUGAUGGAGAUGUUUCGAGGCAGAGACGAUGCAAGCGACGACGUGGAAGGGAACGAUUUUGGUUGCAUGAGAGAGGUCUUCUACCAUUUUGCCCUCAUGGGACUCACCCGAACCUUCUGGGACCCAACAUGGAAACUCAUCGACGAGCACCUCCCGCAUAUGCACGACAUGCCUGAUCUUGAAGCACAUGGUGUCUUUGUUCUCGAAAGGCUAGAGCAAAGAGUUCCUAUGCUAGGUCUUGAGUCAUGGUGCUACUUGGUAAUUUUGAUGGGUGUUGCAAUGGAGGUCAGGCAGGUGGAAUAUCAGAAGAGGGUGGAAGUUGUGGUCUCAGACAUCGCAGGAAAGGGGUUUGCCUGCGCCGAGUCGAUGUUGGGUGACAUGAGGCUGCUCUGGGGGAUGGAUUACGCGGCCCAACACGACAGCAGCAUCGGUCCGACCUGCUAA
Molecule: messenger RNA, 1071 nt
Organism: Colletotrichum siamense
Lineage: Eukaryota; Fungi; Ascomycota; Sordariomycetes; Glomerellales; Glomerellaceae
Exons: 3
Coding region: 1-1071 (356 amino acids)
Source: RefSeq, a predicted model, not a curated record